Molecule: messenger RNA, 2764 nt
Organism: Anoplopoma fimbria (sablefish)
Lineage: Eukaryota; Metazoa; Chordata; Actinopteri; Perciformes; Anoplopomatidae
Gene: c24h5orf15
Product: chromosome 24 C5orf15 homolog
Exons: 3
Coding region: 27-1109 (360 amino acids)
Source: RefSeq, a predicted model, not a curated record
CCCCCUCCUGCUACCCACGCAUCAACAUGGCGGCGUGCAGAGAGAUGGAGCGGAGCAGCAGAAGUGUUUGUGCUCUUUCGGUGCUUAUUUGCCUCCUGAUGUUAACCAGCGGCUGCCUGUCAGGUCCAAUACCUCCCACGAAGGACGCACAAAUCAAAGACAUACAAGAAGUAAAAGCAUCUCAAAAUCUUACUUUGACCACUCCAGAAAAGAAAGCAAAUGACACCGAGCCUUCGCCACCUCUGCAGAGUAACAUCACUGUACCAGAACCCGAGAAACCAGCGACAUCUGCUGGCAAUGACUCCACAACAACAAAAGCAGAGGCUCCUAAGAACAACGCCGCAACAGCCGUUCUUGACACCAAAAUGACAAAAGGGAGUGGCCGGUCAGGUCCAGUCACUGUCAUCGCUAGCUCUGAGGACAUCAAUGGCACAAAAACAGAUGUGGCUACACAAAACCACGACGCCGUUGUGCCAGAAACGGUUCCUGUUGGUUCUAAAACCAGUCCGACUUCUAGACCAGAUGUUCCCGCCGCUACUGUCAAAGUCACCGAACCGUCCAGACCUGUAACAGAUGACGUACCUGUCACCGAGGCCAAACCCUCCACCGCUCUGAACCCGACCACAGUGCUGGACAUGGGAACAGACCUGCUCGGGGCCACCGACAGCGGACCCCCACCCCACAUCGAUCAGGACAAUUACACGGAUGACGGCGACGCAGAUGGCGCAGAUGGCGACGAUGACGACGAAGCUACCUACGGGGACAGCGACGUCUACGAAAACACCAACAACGACGACGACGACGUCAAAGACCAGAGCGUGAGCAGGCUGCAGCCGGACGUGGUGGGGGAGACCAGCUUCAAGGGAGCCGACAGCUACAACACCGAGGAUGAGGACUCCCACUUCUUCUUCCAUCUGGUCAUCCUGGCCUUCCUGGUGGCCAUUGUUUACAUCACCUAUCACAACAAGAGGAAGAUCUUCCUCCUGGCUCAGAGCCGCCGCUGGAAGGACGGUCUGUGCUCCCGUAACACCGUGGAGUAUCACCGCCUGGACCAGAACGUCAACGAGGCCAUGCCGUCCCUCAAGAUGACCCGGGACUACAUCUUCUGAUCCGCGUUCGGGGGGGAACCACCUGUCCAGACCUGCACAGAGCCAGUUGGCCCUUUCAGUCACAUUGCUGAGAUGCUUUGCUUUGUAAAGGAGCCUGAUUGAUGCUUCAUCUUGCUUUACAGGCCAACUGGAGAGAAUUAUGUCUUUGGGAUAGAAUUCUGUUUUUUUUCAGGACUUUUCUGUGAUCUGCAUAGAGAGAUUUUUACUUUUUAUCUGUUUGUUAUAUUAUUUUAAUGUUAUUUGUUUUGUUUUUUUCUCAAUGAACUUCUUGGGAUUGAAUAUUUUGGUUUAUUAGGGGUCUUAUAUUUGUCUUUUUUGAGAGUGUUUCAGCCUUAUGGUCCUUUUAUACAUCAGUUUUUGAUUCCCCUCUUGCAUACUGUCUGGAUAUGUUCAACACUCACUUUAAGAAUAGGAAGAACUUGGGUCAUAAAAUAAUGCUUAAUGUUAGCAGUUUGAAUAUUUACUCAAAGAUUUAUAAUAGAUUUCUCUCCCAGCAGUUAGCCAAGAAGUGAAUCGAUACACUUAAAGCCCUUAUUGUGUCAAGCAUUCAUUUGUGUAAGUAUGCAAACAAAAUUGUAAUCUUGCCUAUAUAUGCAGCCAUUUCAAAAACAGUCCACUGCUCAUGUUGAAUUGGUCCAUUUGUCAUAGACCUUAUACAGUAAGAAGUGAAGUACUGUAAACUUAAUUUCAUUUUUUUUAAAUACACAAAGGGAAAUUAUGCCUAAGCAUUUUAUUUAAAAUGAAUUACAUGUAAUUUUAUUUUAACAAAAACAAAGAAAUCGCAUGAAAUUUCCAAACUUUCAUAUGAUUUCCUGUCGCACCUUUGCAAAAAAGUAUAUAAAAGCCUUUUUUUAUUUUACACACUAUGAGGAAAGUCAAAUCUUUAUUACGUAAAUUAAGCUGCACAUUCAGUUAAGGAGGUUCCUUGUGCUAAAGCCAUUUAUAUAGGGAAGACACUGAAUACCGUUCAGGUUAGAAUGUACUAAUACGAUGUGUAGGAGAAGUCUUUACCCUUGUUUAUCAGUUUAUACUUUACUUGUCUACGGUACUGCUUGUAUUCUACUGCCCAGAUUUCGCUGUGCAGAAAUCCUGGGGCUGGCCCUCUUUUGUUUUCUAUGACUUCGGUGAAGUCUCUUUCAAUCAUUUAUAGUCUUCUUCAUCGGCUGUGUUCCCUUUUGCGCCCACAGAACUUUUAAUUUGUAGCUACUUCCUGUCAAGAGUACAGUGUGGUGGACUUCUAUCUGUUUAUCAGAAAUUUUGCACUCUCCGUGUGGCCCUGACCACGAAAAACAACAACAGACCACUUCGUUUUUUUCUCACGACCAUUUCCUUAUUCAUCACAGCCUCGUGUUUAUUUUUGUCUGUCGCCUUCUCAUGCCUUCAACUGAAAUGCCAUAACUGCCACAUGAAUCCACAAAUUUAGUUUUUCUAAUUUCUUCUCGCCUUCUGCCAGUUGUUUUUCAGCUGUCUUGUCCGUGUAUGAAAGCUACAGAGUGGUUAGAUUGAUAUAAUGCGAUUUGCACCGUGCAGUUAGGUCACAAUAGCUAGCGUGCGAGGGGAGGAGCUUAAAGAUGAUGGGUCAACACUGCUCUUGCAAUCAACAGUAGAAACUGUACAAUCUUUUUUUUUUGUCAAUAAAGCACAAAUUGUGUACA